AUGUCGCGUCCAGGGCGCGGAAGGAGUGGUCGCCUGACCUCAUCAAGGCCUUUGUGGAGGUCUGCCGCUGCGGUCCUCCUUUGGCUGCAUCGGUCGCCCGAGCUAUCGUGCGUGUUGCCAAAUGCUGGAGAGGUCGAUGGGCGACGCAUGGAAGUGAAGUUGCAGCUGUGCAAGCGUAUGGACCAGGCCAUCCGUGCGCGCGACGAACUAAGCGCCACCAUAUGCUUAGAUGAAGCCUUGCGGCUUUGGAUCGACUUGGAAGCUGCCACCUUCUCGCCCUUGAUCGACCUGGCAGCGCAGGAGGGCGAUCUCCAGCGUGCAGAGCAGUGGUUUGAGAAUGCGCAGCUCUUCUCCGUGAAGCUGGACGACGUGGAGUUCAACAGUCUAGUGACCGCAGCGGCCAAUCAAGGCAACCUCUCUGCGGCAGAAGCCUGGUAUGACAAGGCAGUCGCCGCCGGGAUCCAGCCUGAUGCGGUGACUCUGACGGCGUUGAUGCGGGCGGCGGCGGCCGUCAAGGACCGUUCACGUGCCAAGGAGUGGUAUCGUGCCGCCCCUUCCCUUCGAGUCGCUCCGAACGAGGUCAUGCACUCCUGCCUCCUCCAUGCGCUGCGGGAGAAUGCCACGGAGGUCGAGGAGUGCUUCGCAGCUGGGCGUCUACAGCCCAAUGCUGUAAUGUACAACACGAUCAUUGAUGCUAUGGCACGAGCAGGUGAAAUGAAGUCGGCCGAAGAAUACUUCCAGCGUCUUUGCGGCGAGUUCCGCCCCGAUGCAGCCACCUUUGGGGCCCUGAUCAACGGGGCCGCAGAGCAGGGAGAUGUGGACGGAGCCAAGGAGUGGAUGAAGAAGAUGGAGAACUUUGGGAUUCGCCGCAAUAUGGUCAGCUGGAACGCUUUGUUCAAAGCCUUUCGACACCGGCCGGGCUCCGAAGCUGAGGAGCUUUUCGAAGAGAUGGUGCAGCAACGCCACGCACCCGACGCAGUGACGUUGAUCUCGCUCAUCGGCUUUCUUGGGAAGCCACGCGUGCGAGGGCUGUGUUCAGAGCUCAAGGUGGACUACGAUCGCAUCAUUCGUGAACCAGUGGUGAAUCGCGCGGUCAAACGUGCAGAUCCCCACUUCCAGCUGUCGGAACAAUACCGCCGCAUGAGCCGCUUCUCCCUGCGCGCCCAACGCGCGCUGGGUGCGACUGGUACAGAUCAAGCUGAGACAUGCAGAUGA
Molecule: messenger RNA, 1215 nt
Organism: Durusdinium trenchii
Lineage: Eukaryota; Dinophyceae; Suessiales; Symbiodiniaceae
Source: the annotation of a GenBank genome assembly